AUGGCAGCCAACUGCAUCUUCUGCAAGAUCAUCAAGGGCAAGUUAUUCCCAUUCUCCUCAGUGCCGUGGGCUCACGAUUACUACAGGAGAUAUCCCCUCCAUGAAGCUCUUCGAGAGCGACAAGACGUUGGCCUUCCUCGACAUCAACCCACUCUCGUAAGCGUUCGCGAGGAAAUUGAAUGGAUGCUCAGUCAACACCAGAGCUAACAGCAUCUCCCCAGCUACGGCCACGCGGUACGCGAUUCUCCCCGCCUCUACCAAACACCUUGAUGUCCUCUCGACCGUCUCCGUUGCGUGUCUUUUCCAUACAGGCCUUUGGCGUGUCAACGACCGAGUACUGACACCGCCAUCCAGCUUGUCAUCCCCAAACAUCACGGCGCGAAACUGACAGACAUCCCGGACGACGCUCUAACCGAACUCCUGCCCGUCGCGAAGAAGAUUGCCUCGGCGUCAGGUGCGGAGAACUACAACAUCCUCCAGAACAAUGGUCGGAUAGCACAUCAGGAGGUGGAUCAUGUUCAUUUCCACGUCAUUCCUAAGCCAAACCAGCAAGAGGGACUGGGAAUUGGCUGGCCUCAGCAGAAGGGCGAUAUGGACAAACUGAAGACCCUGCUGGAGGAGAUCAAGUCGAAGAUGUGA
Molecule: messenger RNA, 639 nt
Organism: Lecanosticta acicola
Lineage: Eukaryota; Fungi; Ascomycota; Dothideomycetes; Mycosphaerellales; Mycosphaerellaceae
Source: the annotation of a GenBank genome assembly